AUGGCUUCCACGAGAGAAGCUACAAAAGAAAUUAGGAGAGAAAAUAAGCGAGGAAAUGGACGAUGGAUUCUGACUGAUUAUUAUUUUCGUGCUUUUUUCGUUACCUUCAUUUUACAGUACACGCAAUUAUUGGUUGCUUUCGAUUAUCUAGUAAGUUUGCCAUCAUCGUCAGUUGAAGAAAAGUUCAUCAUGCAGUAUAGAGAGCCCCUGGCUGCAACCACACAGUCCAGACUUUUCGGGCCCGAUAUCCCAGAAGUUACAAUUGAUCCGGUUACUCAAAGGAGACAAGCGACUGUCAAGACUCGUUGUAAGGAUACGAAGACGGAAGUAACGGUCAUGGAUGCGGGUACUGGAAAAUUUGACAUUGACGGUCAUGAUCUCCCUACUUUUCGGCAUUUGAUAGCCAGGUACGACCUUUCAAUCAAAUUUAUCAUUUUCAUUGAGAAGCUAUGUAAAUGGAUUGCCCGUUAA
Molecule: messenger RNA, 471 nt
Organism: Cylicostephanus goldi
Lineage: Eukaryota; Metazoa; Nematoda; Chromadorea; Rhabditida; Strongylidae
Source: the annotation of a GenBank genome assembly